This is a messenger RNA of Eimeria acervulina, 4344 nucleotides long. RefSeq names its product OTU-like cysteine protease domain-containing protein, putative. The transcript is spliced from 15 exons. The record is from RefSeq and is a predicted model, not a curated record. The coding region runs from base 1 to 4344 and encodes 1447 amino acids. Gene Ontology annotation, molecular function: cysteine-type deubiquitinase activity; peroxidase activity. Gene Ontology annotation, biological process: protein deubiquitination. NCBI's taxonomy places the organism in Eukaryota, Apicomplexa, Conoidasida, Eucoccidiorida, Eimeriidae.
AUGACGGGCUCUCGGCCAGGCCUCGGAAAGUUGCUGCAGCAGCACAAGGCUGAGCUUCGUGUGCUGAGGACAGAAGCCAAGAGGGCGUGCGCUAAAGCAAAAGGUAAAGAAGACAAAGCAGCAGCUGAAGAAAAAUAUACAGAGAGAGAGAGAGAGCUGCUGCUGAAGCAGCAGCAGCAGCUGCAGCAGCUUGCUGCUGCAGCAGAAGAAGACUCCGAUGUAGAUACACCUGAAGUGGAAGCAAUCAAGGCAGCAGCAGCAGCUGCUGAAGCAGCAGCAGCUGCUGCUGCUGCUCCUGCCUCUGGCUCACCUGCAAAGCCAAGCAAUCCGCUGGCAGCGAAGGAGGAAGGAGUGUUGCGUGAUCUUGAAGAGCUUACUCUUUAUUCAUUGGGCGAUGAACCUGCUGGUAGUGCGGGUGAGGCGGAGUGGAACUUGUUAGCGUCGCAUUUAGAGAAAGAGGGUCUGAUGAUUUAUUCAAUUCCAGGAGACGGAGACUGUCUCUUCAGGUCGCUCGUUCACCAGCUGCAGCAGAUAAAUGCAAAGGAAGGGGUUUGGGGUGUACGCGAGUUGAGGGCAGCGAUUGCCGAAACCCUAAAAAGAAAUAGACAGACAUUUAUUACUUUUCUUGAUGAACAACACCAAGAAGAAACAGCGUAUGAGGCUUUUUGUGAAAACAUCCGAAACAGCAAUGACUGGGGGGGCGAAAUUGAAAUCCAAGCCGCUUCUCAGCUGCUUCAUCGACAGAUAAUUGUUUACGUAGGGGGAGACCCCGUAACCGUUCUCAACUACGGGGAGGAAUUUGCAGGGGCUGCACCACUGCGGCUGACUUUUCAUCGCUCUCUUCUUUCUUCUGGGGCUCAUUAUAACUCUGUUGUUAAAUUCAUUAAAACAAAUGCAGAUAACUUUCGUGUAGUCUGCGUGUCUAUUCCGCUUUUUGCUGCUGGUGAGGAGACACACGGUAGCGUCUCUUUAUUACAGCCUUCUCUUUGGGGGCCCUCUUCAAAGAUGAUUAAAAUAAAGGUUGCUGCUGCAACACCAGCGAAAGAGCUGCUGCUAAUGCUGCUGACAAUGCACACAGCUGUCUCCUCAGAUGUGCUGCAGCAGUUCCGCCAGCAGCAGCAGCAGCAGCAGCAGCAGCAACAGCAACAGUUGCUGCUAACAGCACUUGAACAGAACCCAGAGCUGCGAGGAAAUAUUGAUUUGCUGCUGAAGGAGGCAGCUAACUGCAGCAGCAGCAGCAGCAGCAGCAGGGUCAGCAGCUGGACCAGGAGGAGCAGCAGAAGAAGAAGGAGCAGCAGCAGCAGCAGCAGCAGCAGCAUCACCGAUGUUCUACCCGAACGAAUGCAUGCAGUUGCUGCUGCUGCUGCUGCACUCUCUACUUCUUCUUUACCUCAGGUGUAUGCAUCUUCUCUCUUAAGCCGUUUUACGUUUGCUGCUGGAGACAGAAAAAUAAGGGUAUCGAAGCCCCGCCGCAGCAGCAGCAGCAGCAGCAGCAGCAUCAGGAGCAGCAGCAGCAGCAGCAAAGCAAGACACGAACUUAAGAAAGACGCUGCAGCAGGAAGCAGCACAGACAGACGAAAAGCAGCAAAAAGAGAGAGAAGAACAGCGAGGAGACAGCAAAUUCAAUCUGCUGCUGUUGGAGGCACACGCAGCAGCAGCAGCAGCAGCAGCAGCACAAAGAGAGCAGCAAACAAAGACAAAGGAGACAAAGAAAAAGACAGACAUAAAGAGACAGAUAAAAAUAAGGAGACAGAUAAAAAUAAGGAGACAGAUAAAAAUAAAGAGACAGAUAAAGAUAAAGAGACAGAUAAAGAUAAGGAGACAGAUAAAGAGACAGAUAAAGAGACAGAUAAAGAGACAGACAAAGAUAAGGAGACAGAUAUAGAUAAAGAGACAGAUAAUGAUAUAGAUAAAGAUAAGGAGACAGAUAUAGAUAAAGAUGUAGAUAAAGAUAUAGAUAAGGAGACAGAUAAAGAUAUAGACAAAGAUAUAGAUAAAGAUGUAGAUAUAGAUAAAGAUGUAGAUAAAGAGAUAGAUGAAGAGACAGAUAAAGAUACAGAUAAGGAGACAGAUAAAGAUACAGAUAAAGAGACAGAUAAAGAGACAGAUAAAGAGACAGAUAAAGAGACAGAUAAAGAUACAGAUAAAGAGACAGAUAAAGAGACAGACCCAGAAGGAGACAGUGAAGGCGAAGACAAAGAUAGAGAGAAAGAUAAAGAUAAAGAGAGAGAUAAAGGGACAGACAAAGAGACAGCAAGGGAGACAGAUAAAGAAAGAGACAAAGAUAUGGAUACAGAGAGAGAGACAGAGAUAGAUAAAGAGACAGAAACAGAGAAGUAUAAAGAAAAAGAAGACAGCAGCGAUAAAGAAGGAGACAGCGAUACAGAGAGAGAUAAAAAGAGAGAUAAGCAAAAGGAGACAGACAAAACAAAUAAUGAAGACAACGAACUAAUAAAUACUAAGGACUUGCUGGGCGAGGCAUUGGCGCUGUGGCAGGAUCAGGUGUCUGCGCAGCUUCUGCUGUCUCUGCAGCUAGAUAAGAGACAAACAAUAGACCUUUCAGGAAGAAUCAUCAAUGUGGAGGUGUUUUUACUGAGCCCAGCGCAUUCUUCUUUAGUUUUGUCUGUCCCGUCUGAUAUGUCUCUCUCUGUCUUUCUUUAUAAUUUUUUUUCUUUAGCAACAAAUGCUCCUGUUGCUGACCCUGCUGCGGAUCCUGCUGCAGCAACAGCAGCAGCAACAGCAGCAGCAGCAGCAGCAGCAGCAUUCCUUGAUGACAACAACCCCGAUCUUUAUGCUACGUCAUUCGAACGAAGGAGACUGCAAGGAGACAUGCGUAUUAAAGAUGCAGCAAAAGCAGGCAUCGUUGUGCAUCCUCUGGACUGGGAAGAAGAGCAGGGCAGCUUUCAGGAGACAGCAGCAGCAGGAAGCAGCAGCAGCAGCAAACAGCAACUACAACGGCAGCAGCAGCAGCAGGGGGGCCCUGCUGCUGCAGAAGGAGACAUCACCAGCAGCAGCAGCAGCAGCAGCAGCAACCAGCCACUGGGGCUAGAGGGUGUACCUUUACCUGCUGCAGCGCUGUCUCCGCUGGGCUCUCAGCAUUUGUUUUAUUUAGCUUCUACAGCAGCAGAAGGGUUUAACAAGGAGACAGGAGGAGACAGCAGCAGCGAUGUGUCUCCUUUGCUGUCUCUUUAUCUACUUGUAGGGCCCAAAAGACACCCGUCAGGCAGCAGUGUGCUGCUGCAGCUGAAUGAUGUACACCCUAAAAUGCUGCAGGAAGAGCUGCUGCUGCGCAUUGCUUGGCAGCGCUUGCAUGCACCUCUAAUGAAGCCUUUGAAAGACUUCAGGAUCUGUUAUCAGCUGCCUCCUCCUCCUCCUCCCGCAUCUGCGGCUGCUGCUGCUGCUGCUGCUGCUGCUGCUGCUGAUGGUCUUGGUGCUGCUGCUGCUCCUCCUAUGCCUUCCGGUGCUGCAGCAAGUGCAGCAGCUGCUGCUGCUGCAGUCGCUGGCUUGACUGCAGCAGGAGCAACAGCAGCAGCUGCUGCUGCUUCUGCUGCUGGAGAGGCGCUUGACGAGGACGCUGCAGGAAGCACAGCAGCAGCAGCAGCAGCAGCUGCUGCUGCUGCUGCUGCUGCUGCAGGAGACGCAUUAAACCGGUGCAUCAGCCUGUCUCCUGGGAGCUCUGUUGAGGAGUUGCUAUUAGCAGCAAACGCAGCAGGAGGGCAGCUGUCUCUUCUACCUGUUUUUGAAGCUGAAGCUGAGGAGACACCCGAAAUAGAAGUAAUAAGGAGACAGCAGCAAGAAAGACAAAGACGAAGCCAUAUUGUUUGCUUCCCUCCUUAUCUCUCAAUGCAAGAUAAUACUGUUAGUGUGACGAUGGCUCUUCCUUCAGGGGGUGUCUUUACAGUGGUGAAUGUUCCUGCUGCUGCUCCUGUCUCUUCUUUGAUGCAUUCAAUUCGUUUAUUGAUUUCUUAUUCAAGAGAGAGACUAAUAAAACUGCCUACAGGUGUAACAGCAGAAGCAUUAGUCUUAGUCUCUUCAAGACAGCAGCAGCUGCUGCCGCAGGAGACGCCUGCUUGGCGUCUACGCUGCUUAGAGGGGGACGAGGAGACACCCGAGCAGCAGAAAGAAAAACAUAACAAGUCCGAUGCAGCAAUUGAUAAAGCAAUUAAAGCUAUUCAGCAUGCAUGCAAAGAAAGAGACGCCCCAACGAUGCUGCAGUUCAAGUAUAGGCCCUUCGAUAACUCCGAGUUUUGUCUCCGCAUGCAACCCCUAAGAGACCGAGUCUUUGAUUUUUCUCGAGCAGAGUUAAGCGGCAAAGCAAAAGGAGACAGAGACAGAGACAUUUAA